This is a messenger RNA of Carcharodon carcharias (great white shark), 1056 nucleotides long. Its product is annotated as speriolin-like protein. NCBI's taxonomy places the organism in Eukaryota, Metazoa, Chordata, Chondrichthyes, Lamniformes, Lamnidae. The coding region runs from base 1 to 1056 and encodes 351 amino acids. The transcript has 4 exons. The record is from RefSeq and is a predicted model, not a curated record.
AUGUGUGAUGAUUCUGAAAAGAUUCGCCGAGAUAAUUUGAAGCUGACUGCAGAAAACAAAGCAUUAAAGCGGCAGAUUACCCUCCUUAAAGAAAACGAGGAGCUGCGUAAUAUGCUGUCUUCUAACUGUGCACCAUUGCUUGGACAGAAGCCAAACUGUUUCCCAAAUUUUAGUCAUUCCAACACAGCUGCAGCAUCACGAGGUUCCACAUUGUGCAGUUCACCAGAGCAGAGCAGCCCCAGUGAAUUGCAGGACCAUCACAACCGGCAGCCAAGUCCAACCCUGGAAAACCUGCUCACCCUUUCUUUGUCUGAUGAUUCGCACCUGAUGAACUUCAACACCUCACUAAGUGGAACACAGCCAACAAAAGUCUCCAGUUACUGUCGAUCCUCCGAGCUUUUUGAAGCCAGUACUCCUGAUUCAAGUAGCACACAAGAUGAAGAUGCCAACAAACAGCUUAUCGACUCAGAGGCUAAGCCCACAGCUAAGAAGAUCUGGUUUUCAGAAACAGCUGCAUCAGAUGAAUCUAAAAAGCUGUUCCUUGAGGAAGGGAACAAAACGCGAGUGUUCUAUGUGAAUGAGAUGGACUCCUUUUCAAAUAUGGAAAAGAACAGUCGUGUGAUUGGUGAGAUAGCAUUCCAACUUGAUCGGAGGAUCCUUGCACAUGUGUUCCCAGGAUUAACCAGGCUCUACGGAUACACAGUAUCCAACAUUCCAUCAAAAAUUAAACAGAAUUCCAUUAAUCCCAUGGAUGGAACAGUGGAUAAGCAGAAAUGGAGGGAAAUGACACAGUCUUAUACAGCCUUAUUAGCAAAACUCGAAAAACUCAACUACAACACUGACAUCCACACCGGCUUCAGUGAGUUCCUGGUCAACACCUAUGGAAUUCUCAAACAGCGUCCAAAUGCCUACACCAAUAUCACCUACAACCCCAUCAUCCUGCGUAAACUCGUCAUCGACAUGGUCCCUGCCAAGUUCCUCCGGGACACACUGGUUCUGCUGAACUGUCUAUGCGAGCUAUCCCGAAACGACAAGAAACCUCUGUUUCCAUGGUGA